UUAAUGGAUUUUUAUUAACAGUUCAAUUACUUAUAUUCUCGAUUAAAAUUUCUAAUGCAAAAUUACUCGCAGUGUAAUCCUCUAGAACAAAAUGUCAACUUCUGUGAAAGAAUUCAGCACUGCCUGGUGGUCGGAAGUAUAUAAUCGUAUUAUUGGUGCUGUUGUCUACCUGGACGAUGCUAGUGCCGAGUGUUUACACUGGGAUGGUGGGUUAUUCAAUCUGCUUACUGGAGGAGCAGUUUCGGUUAAGAGUUUAUCGCCAUUUGAGUUUUCAAAAAAGGAACACAGGAAAGUUGUCUUCAUAACUCAAACAACAUCCACUCAAUUACGUACAAUAGCAGAGAUUAUCCAUAACAGUGAUUUUACACAUUGCAUACUGAUAUCAUGUGCCAGCUUGGAUACAGUUUACAUGGAGCUCAAUGAGGGGAAGGAUGUAGGGGAUGUUAUAGCUGCAGGGAAGGGUACAAUAGAGGCUACUAAAAUUUUGGAGACUUUAUUACUUGAUGCUAUUGGUAAAUCGCAAAGCAUGGUGGAGGCUGUUCAUAUACCAAUUUUUGCCAUAUCAUUGACCAAUGUUAUAUUUCUGACACCACCAUAUCAGAAAAUAUAUCCAAUGUAUGAUAGCAAGUUGAUACCAGACACUGUCCCCCUAGAUUUGUUCACAUUGACAAGUGAGCAGAGAUCUCAAGUGAGACGAUUGGCUAGUGGACUUAAUGCUAUGUUUGAUUCUAUGAACCUGAAAGAAGAUAUCUUCUAUAUGGGAACAUAUAGCUCCUUGUUAGCUGGAGUUUUGGAGAAUUCACCUGUCUGCUUGGCAAGGAGAAAGAACUGUUCUAAUCCUGCAUCCCUUAUAAUAGUAGACCGCACAUUAGACCUUUGUGGAGUAACUAGCCACAGCAUGGAGUCGGUGCUUGAUACAGUGAUGGCUGUGCUGCCAAGGUUCCCUGGCCAUUCUAAUGAGGUAGCUGUUGAUAUGUCAAUACUUUGCGAGGCUAAUGUUGUCAACCAUCCCGACGACAUGCAACUAAGUCCAGGCUGUCUGUACCAUGCAAAUAAUGAUUCAUGCAUGCAAACAUUUGAUUACAUGAUUAAUAAGUCGCAGAAGGAAGUUAUGUUCGACUUAUACAACAAAUUGUCUAAGAUCGACAUUCAAAGGUCACCAAGUCCUAAAACAUUGAUGAAGGUAACACCUCAGAGUGUUGAGAAGAUUGUAACUGCUUCUAAAGGCAAUUACAACAUAAUCGAGAAGCAUCUGGGCGUCCUCCAACAAGCAGUUGCAGUGGUGCAGACUUUGAAAUCACCAAAGCGUGUGCAGAUCGAGCUGCUGAUGAGCCUCGAACGGCAGGUACUGCAGAACCUCGCCGCCAGUCGUGACUCCACUAGUGUGUUGCAUCAGAUAAGUCAUCUCAUAAAAACCAGAAAAGAACGGAAUCUUUCACUAGACAGCUUACUCGCAUUGAUUGUUUACGUUUACUCUCUUGUUGGUACCGAAGUGUCGUUUUCAAAGCAGCACGAAGACAGCUUGAUUGAGACUCUCAGUGUAGCCAUAUUUGAAGACCACAAACAAUUGUUUUCGAGUGAGGAGGGUGGACGUAUCGCAACACCGGAAGAGUGUGACGACAUAUCGAAUAAAAUCAUGAGACGCUUGAAAGAUGUCUCUCAAAUGAGAAAAAUACUCCAAAAGUACAACUCUGUAUUGAAGCCUUGCGAGACAGGUGUUGGACAUGAGUACCGUGGUGUUCUACAACAGUUGGUGGAUGAUUUAGUGGAUACUGAGCGACCAGAAAUCACAGACCUGAGGCAUAGGAAUGAAGGGCUCAAAGAUUUACUGCGGAGCGGGCUCAACAUUCUAACAAGUAAGAAAGCACGCAGUUCUAAACAUCCACUGGACAACCCGACCGUUAUACUAUUCGUCAUUGGCGGCAUCACUGCCGAGGAAUGCAAGCGGCUCCAUCGCAGCAUCAUCACUAGUGGGGUCGAUAACACUGUGCUCAUCGGUUCCACGAAGCUGGUUACACCUGUUGAGGCUAUGAGAGAUGUGCUCCAGUUAUAGCGUCGUCGGGUUAGCUAAAUUUACGUUUCUAGCAAGUCUGUUAUUUGUGGACGUACCCACUGUACGAUUACCAUAUCAUUCAUCAUUAUCAUUAUCAGCCUACUGCAGUCCACUGCUGGACAUAGGUCUCUCCCAAGGCAUACCACUGGGCAGAAUCAUCAGCCCUUCUUGUGCAAUCUUUACCCGCAACCCUACGUAUGUUGUCGCUCCACCUUGCUACGGAGCGUACUAUGCUACGUUUGCCAAUUUAACCCUAUAAUUAGAAAUACUAAAAUCUUAUAUAAUUAUAAAAAAGUAUUUUUUAACUUUUUGUCAAAUGAAACGGAUCACUGGAUUUUAAUCAAUAGAAGAGAACAAUUCAAUAUAUAAUUUAUGCUUAUUAAGUCGUCGACAUUUUAGCGAAUUAGGAGGUGAAAUUAUUAUAUUUAAUUAAAGUGUAACUAACAAGAAAUAUAAAAAUACAAUAAACCAAUCGUAAAUGUACGUUAAAUAAAUGCUAAAUGUACCUUUUACAUAAUUGUGUACCUACUAUCAUAAAUAAUACUAACCUAUAAAUAGCAGUCAGUUUAAAAAAAUGUCGUGUGGUGUUGUCAACAAUGAACUAGGA
Molecule: messenger RNA, 2660 nt
Organism: Achroia grisella
Lineage: Eukaryota; Metazoa; Arthropoda; Insecta; Lepidoptera; Pyralidae
Product: sec1 family domain-containing protein 2-like
Exons: 9
Coding region: 92-2053 (653 amino acids)
Biological process (GO): vesicle-mediated transport; intracellular protein transport
Source: RefSeq, a predicted model, not a curated record